Cuscuta epithymum is the source of this 1384-nucleotide messenger RNA. The record is from the annotation of a GenBank genome assembly. NCBI's taxonomy places the organism in Eukaryota, Viridiplantae, Streptophyta, Magnoliopsida, Solanales, Convolvulaceae.
AUCCCCUUCCAGGUUUUCCAUCACAGUACUAGCCCUUAGCUUAGCUUCGUACAAUAAACUUCAUCUAUCGUCCUGCUGCAUAACCAAACUAAGUUUUAUUUUUCAUUUAUAUGUGUAUAUACUCCUUAGCUGCUUUCCAUAACUCUGCCCUAGCCUAGGCUGCCUAGCUAGCUACCUUCUUCAAAAUAUAAUAAUGAAGUUUUUUAGUUGGAUGCAACACAGAUUCAAUGGUGUGCAGGCAGCAGGAUCCAAAACCAAUCGGAUUCCACCUCCCACCGUUAAUAACAGAGAGCGGCAAGAGUUCAAUGAUUGGCCUGCAGAUAGCCUACUGGCAAUUGGAACUCUUGGAAACACUAACCCGAUGAAGAACACACAAAAACUACCGGAAAGAAAUGAAGUCAUUGAAGAAGAAUGUUCAUCACCGGAUCUAGCAGAAUUCACCACAGAAGAAUUUUGGAAGUUGCAAAAGGCUCUUGGUAAGCUCCUUUCAAAAAAAAGUGUGGCUGAGGAAGAUGUGGAUCUCCCCUUGGAUAGGUUCUUCAAUUGUCCUUCCAACUUGGAUUUUGAUCGAACGCUUUCGAACACGUCCACUGCGGAUUCUUCGUCUACGAAUUAUGAAUGUGAUGAAGAUGAGAUUGACAGAACCAUUAGAGCCAUCAUUAGAAGAUGCAGGGACGUAUGUGAGAACAAAAAGCAGAAGACGAUCGGGAAGAAGUCUGUUUCUUUUCUUUUCAAAAAAAUCUUUGCCUGCACAAGUGGUUUUGCUCCUGCUCCCAGUUUAAGAGAUACAUUCCAGGAAUCCAGAAUGGACAAGCUUUUGAGGACUAUGCUCUCCAAAAAAAUUAACCGGCAAAAUUCACCGCGAGUACCGUCGAAAAGAAGGUAUUUAGAGGAUAAACGAAAAUCAAGAGUGGAGGAGGAGGAUGAGGAGGAGAAAAUGCAAGAGGAAAUGCAGCAUACAGGAAAAUGGGAUAAGACUAAUUCGGAGUAUAUUGUUCUAGAGAUUUAGAUAUAGGUGUUUAUGGUUUGAUUAUUUUGCAUAACAAUUCUCAAUUCUGAAGACCAAAGGGAAGGAAAUAAGAAGGUGGAUGCUUCUAUCACUUCAAUUUAACCCUUCGUCUAGUGUUUAUAUAGAAUUUUUAUUUGUUCUUCGCAAAGGACAUUUCUCCUAUUUUUUCAUGGUUGCAUCUAUCUUUGAUGAAUGCAACUCAUGUUCCGAACGGAGAAAUAUUUGAAGAGGGACAAUUAAAUGAUUUGUAUUGUUUAAAAAUCUUAUCUGUUUGUCCUUAUUUUAAGAGUUGCUAAUAUUAAGAUUUCAAAAUAGUCAAUUGUUUGUACAACAUUGUUCCUGUAUAUACUACCUUCAAUUUGUACGAGUUAUCAU